GUGUGCACAGGCUGUACAUAGCUCACACCGCUAGCACUGCAUUUCACCAGAGCUCCCCAGAUUGCCUGUGCAGCAAAACCAAAGAGCUAAGAACAAUAUGCCCAUUGUAAAAUAUCCUAGGACCGUAGAGCCUCUCUGGAAUGAAUGGGACAGGAAGGCACAGAAGUGUGGAUUAAGACAUACAAUUUAUGCUGUCAAUAGGGAUCACUAUACUGGCGAAUGGUUGGACAAUUUGAAGCAUGGUAAAGGUACACAGACUUGGAAAAGUACAGGCGCAAUAUAUAAUGGUGACUGGAAGUUUGGAAAACGGGAUGGAUAUGGAACAUACAGCAUUCCUGACCCUGUAACUAAAGAAUACAAGAAAGUGUAUUCAGGCUGGUGGAAAAAUGACAAAAAAUGUGGCUAUGGAAUUAAGUUUUACUCGGACAUGGAAUAUUAUGAAGGGGAAUGGAGUGGUGGGAAAAGAAGCGGCUGGGGCAGAAUGUACUACAAGGAUGGAUCCAUCUAUGAAGGACAAUGGUUGGAAGACCAACACAGUGGCCAAGGAAUGCUUCGCUUAACAAAUGAAAAUCGGUAUGAAGGAACAUGGAAAGAUGGAAAAAAACAUGGCCUAGGAAAGUUUUUCUAUCUGAAUAAAGGCCAGUUGUUUGAGGGUUUCUGGGUAGCAGAUAUUCCGAAGUGUGGAACUAUGAUUGACUUUGGAAGAGAAGAAGCUCCUACUCCUACACAGUAUCCAAUACCCAAGAUUAAACUGGCCAAUCCAGAUGAUGUUUUAGAAGAGGCCCAGGCAAUGCUUGAUGACAGCCAAGAAUGAGAACAGGCUGCUGAUAAAGAUAUGAGAAAAGAACACAAGACUCAUUGUUACUUCUUCAUUUGAAUCAUCUUUUUAGAUCCAUGGUAUAUGAGACGAUGUGUUUUGUAAAGCAGAGAAGCAGCACCAAAGCCACUUUGGUCUCAAGAAAUUAAUUAGUUCCUCAAAACUGCCACAAUGUAAACUUCAUUCUGUAUUUCUAUUUGGACAGGAUCCAUUUUACUCAGGAGUUUAGAAGCUGGGGAGGCCUUAUAGGAAGAAAUAAUUCUGUUCAUGUAUAAAUUAAAAGUAAGUGCUGACCUCCUUUGACACUAUAUUAUAGAAACACUAUGUCUGAUUGUAAACCAAUUUCCAGGUUGUUUUAAUACCAGAUGGCCAUGGUCAAAUGGGCUGAAAGCCAAGCACACACUAUCCAUACUUUCAUGUUCCAGUCACAAGAAUUAAAGUCAUGGCACUCUGAAUUAAAGUCAUUCUGGAAGGUCUGUAUUUUUAUUUUCUUCAAACCACAGCACUAACUCAAUGUAAUGCUAGUGCUACUGUUCAAAUUAAA
This is a messenger RNA of Gopherus evgoodei (Goodes thornscrub tortoise), 1361 nucleotides long. It is a transcript of the gene MORN3, whose product is annotated as MORN repeat containing 3. The record is from RefSeq and is a predicted model, not a curated record. The transcript is spliced from 6 exons. The coding region runs from base 98 to 814 and encodes 238 amino acids. Lineage: Eukaryota; Metazoa; Chordata; Testudines; Testudinidae.